AUGAAUCUCACGCACAUGAACUCAACCCCUGCGAGUGGAGGGACAGAGAGUGAUUUCUUAGACGCUGACUCUUCGCAAUGGAGUUCACAAUUGAGCUCCACCGUCUUCAUGGACGGUUUCGUCUCGUCAAUGACUGUUGUGAUCCUAGCGGAACUCGGAGAUCGAACUUUCUUCAUAGCUGCGGUGUUGGCUGUCAAGCAUCCGAGGCUCGUCGUGUUCCUCGGGCAGAUGGCCGCUCAGACAGCGAUGACCGUCGCCAGCGUCGCCUUGGGUAUGGCGGCCCAUUUCAUACCGAGAUAUGUCCUCCAUUACGUCUCCAUCGCGUGUUUCAUUCUGUUUGGGUUCAAGAUGCUCUAUGAAGUUCGUGGAUUGUUCAUGAACGUGAAAGACGACGGAACCGCAUCCCAUUCUGACCUGGAAGCGGAGCUCGGAACCGAGGAAAGCCAACGACGGAAUAGACGAUGGCGUUCUCUCGGCUGCGCUGCCGCCUUUUCUAUGACACUAUUCGCAGAAUGGGGGGAUCGUUCGCAGAUCGCAACAAUAAUAUUAGCUGCAACGAAAGACGUCUACGCUGUAGCUCUCGGAGCUCUGGUUGGACACGCACUUUGCACAAUCCUGGCCGUUAUUGCGGGACAUGCAAUGGCGCAGUAUAUCCCCGUUCGAGUCCUAACUUUGAUCGGUGCAUUAAUAUUCUUCGCGUUCGCCAUUGUUGCUCUCAUAUCGGGUUAUGAUGAGAUCGAGACCGAUCAGAAAACAGCCAACACGACUGCGAUUGAGGGCACCUCAAUAUAUUCGUGACAUUCUCCGACGAGGAAACUGCAAUCCUCUACUCAAGGGUCCCCGUUCCUAAAGUCUCCGAUCGUUACUCUAGUACAGCUAUAUAUUUAUAUAUCAACAGAGCGGAACGUGGCAGUCCGGCAGGUAAUUGAUA
Galendromus occidentalis (western predatory mite) is the source of this 931-nucleotide messenger RNA. Its product is annotated as transmembrane protein 165. Gene Ontology annotation, molecular function: calcium ion transmembrane transporter activity; manganese ion transmembrane transporter activity. The record is from RefSeq and is a predicted model, not a curated record. Bases 1 to 798 code for a protein of 265 amino acids. The transcript is spliced from 3 exons. Gene Ontology annotation, biological process: calcium ion transmembrane transport; Golgi calcium ion transport; manganese ion transmembrane transport. NCBI's taxonomy places the organism in Eukaryota, Metazoa, Arthropoda, Arachnida, Mesostigmata, Phytoseiidae. Gene Ontology annotation, cellular component: Golgi apparatus.